AUGGCAGGUGCACCACAUCCACAUACUUAUAUGGGCUGGUGGGGUAGUUUAGGCUCCCCAAAGCAAAAAUAUAUUACUCAAUAUACUAUUUCUCCAUAUGCUGCUAAACCAUUAAAGGGGGCUGCUUAUAAUGCUGUUUUCAAUACUUUUAGAAGAACCAAGAAUCAAUUUCUUUAUGUUGCCAUUCCAUUUGUUGUUGUUUGGAGUAUUUGGACUAGAGCUAGAGAUUAUAAUGAAUACUUGUACACUAAAGAAGGUAGAGAAGAAUUGGAAAGAGUUAAUGUUUAA
Messenger RNA from Candida albicans SC5314, 288 nucleotides. RefSeq names its product ubiquinol--cytochrome-c reductase subunit 8 (gene QCR8). The record is from RefSeq and is a predicted model, not a curated record. NCBI's taxonomy places the organism in Eukaryota, Fungi, Ascomycota, Pichiomycetes, Serinales, Debaryomycetaceae. Bases 1 to 288 code for a protein of 95 amino acids. Gene Ontology annotation, biological process: mitochondrial electron transport, ubiquinol to cytochrome c. The transcript has a single exon.